GUCCUAUUGGGUUCACUGAUUAGCCAAUCAGCAAGGGGCUCUGCAGGUCGACGCUCUGAUUGGCCGGUCUUGGGGGCGGAGCCUCCCCGGCUGUCAGGGAUAGCAGUGUAUGGAAGCGGUCCCCGUUUGGGCACUGAGGAGUGGCAGCGACUAUCGGUGGGACUGCCGUCCGGGGACGGGGAAGGGCCUGAGGCUGCCGUCCCGCUGACCGUGAGCAACUUCGGCCUGCCGGGAGCCCGGGGCGCAGGUCCGGAGCCGGGAGGCCCUGACCCUUGAACUCUGACUUGGCCCCUGGGUGAAAGUGACCAGUACUACCAACAGUAAGGAUCACGGCCGGCGCCCCGGUAGCGCUUUAUGGUUUGCCAGGAGCUUCACUUACGUGGAGGAUACAGGCUCAACAUGUUGCCCGAAGCUUUGCUGGUGUCGGCGCCUGGGAAAGUCAUCCUUCAUGGGGAGCAUGCCGUGGUCCAUGGCAAGAUCGCGUUGGCUGAAGCCUUGAACUUGAGAACGUUCCUGCGGAUAAAGCCCCGCAAAGACGAGAAAGUGAGGCUCAGCCUGCCGAACAUAGGGGCGGAGAGGGACUGGGACGUUUCCAAGCUCCAGCUGCUGCGUGAGGCCUUCGUAGACUCCGGGGAACCCACAGCUCCGACGCCAGAGCAAGUGGAAAAGCUGAAGGUGUUUGUGGGCUUCAUGACGGGCUCCGCCGACAGUGAAUGCCUGGCCCUGCUGGCCUUCCUCUAUUUGUACUUAUUUAUUUGCAGGAAGCAGAGACCUCUGCCCAGCAUGGACAUCGUGGUGUGGUCUGAGCUGCCCACCGGGGCGGGCCUUGGCUCCAGCGCUGCCUACUCGGUCUGCUUGGCAGCUGCCCUGCUGGCCUCCUGUGAAGAGAUCACGGGUCACCUGAGGGAAGGUGCCGCCAGUGGCCGGUGGACCGAGGAGGAGCUGAAGUUGAUUAACAGGUGGGCCUUUCUGGGAGAGAAGGUCAUUCAUGGGAACCCGUCUGGUGUGGAUAACUCUAUCAGCACUUGGGGCGGAGCCCUUCGAUUCCAAGCAGGGAACAUUUUGUCUUUACAGAGGAUACCGGUCUUGAGAAUUCUCCUGACCAACACCAAGGUGCCCCGCAGCACCAAGGCCCUGGUGGCUGGUGUCAAAGACAAGCUGGUAAAGUUCCCAGAGAUAAUGAACCCAUUGCUGGCUUCAAUCAAUGCUAUUUCCCAGGAGUGUGAGCGCGUGCUGGGUGUGAUGGCGGUGGCCCCGGCCCCCGAGCAUUACGUGGUGUUGGAAGAGCUCAUUGACAUGAACCAGCAUCACCUCAAUGCCAUUGGAGUGGGCCACGCCUCCCUGGACAGGCUGUGCCAGGUCACAGCGUCCCAUGGGCUGCACAGCAAGCUGACGGGGGCUGGCGGCGGGGGCUGCGGCUUCACCCUUCUCAGACCAGGUCUGGAGCAGUCUGUGGUGGAAGCCACCAAACAGGCCCUCAUCGGCUGUGGGUUCGAGUGCUGGGAGACCACCAUCGGGGCUCCCGGAGUCUCCCUCCAUUCCGAGUCCUCCUUAAAGGCUGACGUGCUGCAGGCCUUGAACAGCUCCUAGGGUGAUGCUCUGCAGUCACUGUCACAGACAGCGGCUUCCUGGGCCCCUGGCAGCCACGAGCUCCUGACAGACAGCUGGCUGGCCGGCCCCAGCGCCGGUCAUGGCUGCAUGCAUCCAGAGCCGCGGGCUGGCACAUCAGACUGGCAUCCCUCUUCUGUGUAGGUGAAUGCCACUCGCACGGUCACCGGCCCCUCCUCCUCCACUUCCUGAUGCCUACAGCUGCCCUAGAGGCGAAGGCUCUCACAUUUCCAGACUUCCCUUAAGGCCACAUCCCUAAGACCUACCAUAAACGGGCCUUGUUCCCUUCUUCCUCAGAUUUGGUGCCUGAACCCACUUGGGCUGGAGGGGUGCCCUCAGCUCUGGCUGUGGAGACUCCCUCAUAGUAGAGACAAGGUGAGGGCGAGGCGCCUCCUUUGCCCUUUCUGCUCCUCCAGAUCCCGCUUCUCAGCAGCGGCCCUGCGAUGAACUCUUCGCUGACCGCUCGAGCCCUGGUGGACUCUCUGGAAAUCUCAGUCAUCACUUAGCCAGUGCUGCUCGGGCCAUCUGUUAAAUUGUCAUGGAUAAGCAUCUUGUCUUCAGCAGCUAAACGGGAAUUGUCCAUGCAGACCACUCCUCCCAUUUUUAAAUUCCUUUGGACAACCUAGCACCGAGCAGGCCUCUCUAAAUGUCUGAAUGAAUGAACCAGUGAAGACUUUGUAUGCUUUGUGGUAUGUUUAACGUGGUCCAUGUAUAGAGCGUUCUUACCCCCAACAUUCAGCUGGUGUGGAAUGUGAGAACUUCCUGUGAUAAUUCUGUAUCCAUGAGUAUCCAUGAAACAGACUCGCUGCCUGGAGUCCCAGGGAGUCUUUCUGCCCAGCAGCUUCUGCAGAAUCUAAACGAAGGAC
Messenger RNA from Phascolarctos cinereus (koala), 2474 nucleotides. RefSeq names its product mevalonate kinase (gene MVK). The record is from RefSeq and is a predicted model, not a curated record. Gene Ontology annotation, cellular component: cytosol; cytoplasm. NCBI's taxonomy places the organism in Eukaryota, Metazoa, Chordata, Mammalia, Diprotodontia, Phascolarctidae. Gene Ontology annotation, molecular function: mevalonate kinase activity; ATP binding. Gene Ontology annotation, biological process: isopentenyl diphosphate biosynthetic process, mevalonate pathway; cholesterol biosynthetic process; isoprenoid biosynthetic process.